CGGGGCGGGAGCGUGACCGGGCGCGGGGCCGCGCGUGCGGGACGGCGGCGCGAUGGCGCGAGGCGGCUGUGCCGCUAUUUAGGGGCAGCGGCCGCGGAGCGCAGGCGGCGGCGCCGGGUGUAAGAAUAGUAUGAAGUCUGCUUCUAGAAAUCAGCUUGUGAACUAAAUGCCUUAUUUCGCUAAGCCAAUCUACCUGUUCCUGUAAAGAUGCGUAAAGAAAUUCUGUGCAGCAUGUUUUCUAGGUGGAACUGGGUGGCCUGUGGCUUCUAUCUGGUGUUGAAUAUUUGUUCUCCUGACGCUUCAAGUGGACUUGUGCAGUCAUGUGGUCACAUCAUCCCGGAGUCACCUGUACUGGCCCUUGGUUCCAAUUUCACAGCAUUAUGCAUUCUGAAUGAGAGCUGUCUUGACUUCGGCAAUAUCUAUGCCAGUCAGAUUAUCUGGAAGAUUAAAAAUAGAGUGGUACCUAAAGAACAGUAUCGUGAAAUAAACAGAACAGUUUCCAGUGUCACAUUCAAUGACACUUCUUCACUAGCUACUCCUCUCACAUGCAACAUUUUAGCAGAUGGGCAAAUUGAACAGAACAUUUAUGGAAUUACAGUCACAGUAGGCUUGGCCCCAGAGAAGCCCAAAAACUUAAGUUGCAUUGUGCAUCAGAGGUCAAGAUUCACAUAUGUCAUGACUUGUACCUGGAACCCUGGAAGGCACACAUUCCUGGAUACUCAGUUCAGAUUGAGAUACAGCUGGCCGGAAGAGAUCUUUCCUGACUGUGUACCAAAAGAUGUAAACAAUUCUUGCACCAUUACUGAUAUUCAGUUCUUUGUUAACACGGAGAUCUGGGUAGAAGCAUCAAAUGCACUUGGGAAGGCUGAAUCUGAUCAUCUUGUUGUUGAUCCCAUAGACAUUGUUAAGCCACUGUCUCCACAGAAUGUGUCAGUCAGCUCAGAAGUAGUGCCUACUGUUCUGAAGCUUUUCUGGGAGAAUUGGAUUUCAGAUGCUGUGAUGACACUGAAAUUCAAUAUUCGCUACAGGAUUGUUGGUGACACAAACUGGAUGGAGGUUCCUUCUGAAGAUACAGCUUCCCCAAGAACUUCAUUCAUAGUUCAAGGUCUCAGACCCUACACAGAGUAUGUCUUUUCCAUUCGUUGCAUGAAGGAAGAUGGAGAGGGCUACUGGAGUGACUGGAGUGAAGAAAAGACCGGGAUUACCCCUGAAGAUCAACCAUCUAAAGGACCACCCAUAUGGAGGAUCAUUGAUACAUCUCACUCACCAGCUUCCUGGACUGUGCAUCUAAUAUGGAAGGCACUGAAGCCAUUUGAAGCCAAUGGAGUAAUCUUGCAAUAUGAAGUGACUGUCAGAGAUAAAUCAUCUCUUUCCAGUCCGGUGAAGAAAUACAAUGUUACCAGCACCAACUAUACCUUACAGCUGCAGGAAGGAACUUAUGAAGUGACUCUGAUUGCCCGUAACAGUGUUGGGGCAUCUCCUCCAUCAGUUUUACUUAUCCCAGCAAGUAAUUCAAAAGCUCCUGUGAAGAAUCUUAGAACAUUACCUAAACAUGACAAGUUGUGGGUAGGGUGGACUGCUCCCAACAGUUACGUUCUUAAAUAUGUGGUCGAAUGGUGUCUGGUGUCCAGCAGCUCAGACUGCGUCAUAGAAUGGCAGAUUGCACCAGGAGAUGUUCAAGGAAUUGACUUAGAAGGUAUAAAGCCUUUCAAGUGUUACUUGAUAACUGUGUACCCUCUGUAUGCUGAUGGUCAGGGAAGUGGACAGUCUGUGAAGGCUUAUCUUAAGCAAGAUCGUCCUUCAAAAGGACCUACUGUUCAGACAAAAAAAGUAGGAAAAGCUGAAGCUGUUUUGACAUGGAACCAUCUCACAGUUGAGGAACAAAAUGGAUUUAUCCGAAAUUACACCAUACUUUAUAAAACUAUUGAUGGAAAUGAAACAGUUGUGACUGUGGAUCCCUCCAAGACAGAGUAUACCCUUUCCUCUCUAACCAGUGACACACUCUAUACUGUGCGGAUGAUGGCAUCCACAGACAACGGAAGCAGGACUGGUCCUGAUUUCACAUUUACUACUCAAAAAUUUGGAAAAGGAGAAAUUGAAGCCAUAGUUGUACCUGUGUGUCUAGCAUUCCUGUUGAUGGUGCUCCUUGGAGUUCUAUUUUGCUUCAACAAACGUGACCUAAUUAAAAAACAUAUCUGGCCUAUCGUACCUGAUCCAUCCAAGAGUAACAUUGCUCAGUGGUCUCCUCAAGUUCCAGCUAAGCAUAACUUUAAUUCCAAAGAUCAGAUGUACCCAGAAGGCAGCUUCACAGAUGUAAGCGUUGUAGAAAUAGAAGCUGACGACAAGAAGUCUUUUUCAGAACAAGAUCUAAAACCCUUUGACUUGCUUAAAAAAGAAAAAAGCACUUCAGAAGGGCACAGCAGUGGCAUUGGAGGAUCCUCAUGCAUGUCUUCUCCUAGGCAAAGCGUCUCUGACAGCGAUGAAGGUGAAACAACGCAGAACACCUCCAGCACUGUACAGUAUUCAACUGUGGUGCUUAAUGGCUACAGAGACCAGACACCUCUGCAUGUCUUUUCAAGGUCUGAGUCAACUCAGCCACUGCUAGAUUCAGAAGAGAGAUCAGAGGAUCAUUCUGGAGGAGCUGACAGUACGCCACAGAGGCAGCAGUAUUUCAGACAAAAUGGUGGUCAGGAUGAAACCAGCACAGACAGGCCAUGCUUUGAAAGAACAAAGCAGAUUACUCAUGCUAAUGAGGGAGAUCUUGUUGGAUUUGUUCAGCUGCAGAUCUCAGGUCAGAGUUCACAGCCAUUGGGCCUUGGGAUGGAAAAAAAUACCCAGGAACCUGCUCUAUCGAGUGUUUUACAGACAUGUACUGAAGGACAAACUGUGAGACCUGAAACAGUGGAAGAAAAUCCACUGUCAGUUGAUGAAAUGCCAAAAAGUUACCUCCCACAGACUGUGAGACAAGGGGGCUAUAUGCCUCAGUGAGAGAAAAGACUGGCUCUCUUUAGGCCUUCAUUAGUGCCUGUUCACAUAUUCCCCUGUGUUUCUGAUAAAGUAAGCUAGGUAUUUUUAUCUUAUUGCAGAUAGAAAAACUGAAAUUAAGCGAAGAGUAAUUUGACAAAAUACAAUAAGGACUGUUUUUGUGAAAAAUUUCCAGUCCAGACCUACUGGAGAUUUACUUUUAUGCACUACAUAAAAUCUUACAUCUGGAUAGCUGAAUGAGCCUUUUUGCUACAUCGAGAAUUGUCUCUCUUCAUAACAGAAUUUCACAUGAUUGAAAAGGUCAAGGUUUAAAUAGCCACAUCAGCCAAUAGAUCUCCCAGAAGAAACACUCUGAUGCGUGGCAGUGUACAAGCCUAAAAAUCCAGCUCUAGUUGCACAGUGCAGCUUUGUGCAAAAGUAACACUGAAGCUCAGUAUUCUGACAUGGAAGAAUACUUUUGUGAUAUGCUUUUCAAUAAUAUAAUUGACUUAUAGAAUUUUGAUUUGGCCCAGUGCCUCAAUUUUCAGCUUACCAGGCCUGCAAAUCAUGUUCAUUCCCUGUUCAAAAACAGUAGAAAUUAAAUAGAACUUGCUAUGGUGUUCAGGUAGGAAACACCAAGAUGGCUUGAAUCUGAAUGCUACUGUAGCAAUUGAUACUUUACCUAUAUUUAGAUACAUGUACACAUGAACUGUAGAGUAAUUUGGCCUAAAAAAUGUGCCUUGCAACACGCACAACAAUUCACUCUCAUAUUCAAAAGUUUGGAAAUUGGAUGGCAACGUAGAUCAGGAAUUAUUUAAAGGCUUUGUACCCCCAUCACUGUUUGAUUAUAUAAAACUUCUGUGGUCAUAUAUGCCUUUGUUUAAUAAGUGCACCUUUGCUGUGUACAACUCAAGUAACAAGCUGUAAGCUUUUACCAUUUUUCUGAGUGCUCAGGAGAAAAGAAAUAUGACCUUCCUCCUGACUAACUGCAGCUAUUAGUGUGCUGUAACCUCACUGCUAAUACUGCAGGACAUCCUUGAAACUGAAAGCAGCCAAAACAUUGAAGUCAUUGAUGCUCUGGGAACCAAAACCUGUACGCUGAAUUUGAACUUUGCUGGUAGCACAUUUAAGUUGUUAAAAAUUGUUAAUUUUUUCUUAAUGUCUCACUUCUUCCCUGCUCAUACAGUUUAUUGGUUUUUUGAGGAAGCUACAUUCCUUGAAAAAUUCAUCUACCAGUAUUUAAACAAAAAUUAAAUUACAUGACAAUAAACCCCUUCUCCAGUGAUAACUAGAAAUUUUAUGACACUCCUAAAGAUUUUUUAAAAUUAAUUUUAAAUCUAAUAUAGGCUAGUCAGCUUUCUAAUCUGACACUAAUAAAACUGCAUUUCAAAACACUAAUUGCUGUUUUGUGAGACUAAAACAAGAGUUUUAUUUCUCCUUCAGCAAAAUAACUAUGUAUUUAAGACCACCUGAAACCUUUUGUGCUGUGACCUCUGGUACUGCUGUUCUGCAGAGCACUUGCUAAAAGCCCUUGAAAGGCCUGUGUCAAUAUCAUUUCAUCUUCCCUUUUCUGCCAGCUUGCAUGGAAGGAUGGGUAAUACAUGUAAAUGUCCACGUGUCUUUUGCUUUUGUUAUGAAGAAAUUAAGUGCAAGAGUAAAUUUGUAAGAUGACCUCUUGAAGUUUGGAAUAUUUGAAACAGUUAAAGAAUGCAGAAUCUUUAAUAACAUUUCAAUAAUCCACAGUUCCUUUCUCCUGGCAGUAUUUUUCUGUAUCUAGGCUCUUUUUUUUUAAUUAAAAGGACAUGUUGCAGCUUACUAUAACUACACCUUUCUUCAGACCAUUCCUCUUCCUUUUUGCCCCGCUGCACACUCAGCACCUUCAAACUCCUUCCCAGAGGGGAAGGGCAUAAUGAAAACUGCUAUCAUGAGACAAGAGAGACCAGCUUUCAUUUUUCGGAGGUUGAAGGAACAUUCCUUUUUUGGAACAAGUUCCUUUUGGAAAAAAUAGGAGUUACUUCAGUGGGGGGUGAGUUAUCUUCUCUAUGCAAACUUUACAGUGACUGUAGAAACCACAGGUAAAAGGGAAAGUCUCCGCUGAGCAGUGUGCUUGCUUAGCAGAACUGUCCAGCAACCACACGCAUUAAACCCAUCUUCUCAUCUCUGUAAUAUUGUAGGCCACAACCUGGCUACGUAGGCUAAACAGUGCUGCAAAAGUCUGGAAGUUUUCAAAAACAUGUUAGUUUUUUUUUAAUUAUGGUUUUGCGAUUCAGCAAUACUAAUUUUUGAUAGCAUAUGUUAUUUGAGGGAGAAUGUCAGGUAUUUCUUGAUUUGCUACUUGCCUUUCUGUAAAGGGAAGACUUUUCUUCUCAGUUGCUGUUAAUCGUGGACCGUGCAAGAUUUCCCUGGUGUUAAACAGCAGCAAGAGAUUCUGAUUUUUAACGUCUGUACUAACAGGAGUUCUGGCCUGUCAUUUCUGGCAUCUUUCAUUGUUGUUUAUGGGCCAAUGGUAAUAAACUCAAAGAACUGAGUGGGUCCUAGAGAAGGUUCUGGCUGGCUGGCAGUGAUGUGCUCUCUUUUGGGAUAGUGCGUUUAUCUAGGGCUAAAGUACUAAAAACUAAGCAGGAGCUCCUGGUGGAUGAACAGCUUGUAGAAGCCACAAUACAUAUAAAUAACAGGUUUACAGCUAGUUCAUAAACCUAUGUGCCAAAUAUAUCGUGCAGUGUUCAGGGUUUAACAAGAUUUUUUACUUUGGACUGUAAAAAUCUAAUUGUAUCAAACAGUUGCAUACAGAUUUUUAAGAGUACCUGCAGUGUAAUUAUAGCAAUCCACUGAAAUUUUCUGAGCUUGGCCCUAACACAGUAAUUAAAGUAAAAGUUUUCUCCCUCCUCCACCUCUUCUUCACCAGUGUCUAUUGGUGCAGGUAACAAAAUAAAGGCAUUAUUAGAGUCACAUACUAGUAUAGACACUUUCAUGUCCAUCUUGAUUUCUUGGACUGGCAUUUUUCAGGUACAGGUGGGAGAAUAGUUGUAAGGGCUGUUAAUUUGGGAGUGGUGAAGGGAGGCUAGUAGAAAUAUAUUAGCCAAUUUGGAAAAACCUCUUAAAUGCAGGCUGGCUAAUGCUCCUCUGUUUACAAGAGAAGUGAAUAUAUGACCUUUGUAGUUCUAUUGUGGUGGUUCUGUUAGACCAGGAGAUGAUUUGUGUUGUUUUCUGGAGUAUGUUGGCUCACUUUAAGGGCAAAUAGUCUAGGAAUAUCCUCUCCUGCUGUAGUGAAAGUCUUGGGAUUUUUCAUACUGUAGAAAAAGUAAGCUGCCUGUUAUGGCUUAAUGUGGCAGUACAAGCACAGCAGAGGAAAAAUUUUUUUAGACUUUGUUCUGAAGAGUUUAUGACAAGUAUGUUCUUGUCUGGUACAGAAGCCUAGCAAAAACUGGAAAAAACCUUGGUCCUGGGAGGAUGAGGGAGUUUGCAUGCUAGGGCUGAGUCCCAUUCUUGGGCUCCAGAGAAGCCCUGUCACCUGGAUGGAGCUCCAGCUUUGUAAAUCAUGAGCUUUGUCAGGUGGUUAAAACAUAUAUCAGUAUGCCCAGUAUGUGGGGGUCACUGUGCUGAUUUAAAUUAAGUAAUUGUUUAAUUAGAUACAGGUCUCAGCCAAGAUCCAUAUCAGUGUAUGCUGCUAUGGAAUUGACUUCUCAGUGGGAUCUGAAAUUCCAAAGACUGUUAGACUGUUAAUAGUCUGCCCCACUGCGGGAUAUACACAUUUUACAUUGUCAUUUAUGUGUGUUAAAUGGGACUAAAUAUACUAGUUUAUUUUCCCCAUUAGACAGUGGUUGUAGUUGAGAUUAACUGUUAUUUGAAUGUAUUCCUUUAACUGUGUUAAAAAGUUCUCUUGACUAAUCGACAGUAAGAGUUCAUUAAUCCCCAUAAUCUCUUGUCUGUCUGCAAGGAUGGAUACAUACAACCUUUUUAAAUUUCAGGAGUCACUUGUAAUGUUAUACAGGAGAAGUUUAUAUAAAAAUGUUGAGUCUUCUGUCAUGAAACAGCUGUUAAAGAAUUGCAGCCAAUCUGAGUCUUAAGCUUUGCUUGUGAUCCAGAGAACUGCAGUAAAGUGGAGGUAUAAGUGGAAAAGUCUGGAGGAGGUUGAAAUUAAGAAUCUUGCAUUGGACUAAUGAAUUUCCGUUUCUCUUCCUUUAAAGUGAAAGCAUUAGUAAAACAAACAAAAAAAGCUAAAAUUGUGUAUUUGCUUUCACUAUUUCUUUCGUAGGACUUGUGCAAUCUGAGCCAUUCUUUAAAAUAAAAGCAGUGCUGACUUAAUGCACAAGGAUGCAUUUUUAAGGCCACAAGAUUUGAUAAACCUAAAAAUAAUAACGAAGGGCCAGAUUUUAACAACUGUCUGCUUCCCUGCCUCUUAAUUGUAGUGCAGAGAGAGGGUGGGCAGCAAGUACCUCCCAGAAUGCAGCCUUAGCCAGUACUUGUAUUUAUUUGCAAAGACAACCUGAAGGGGAUAUAUGCAAUAAUGUCAUUGCUACUCUGCAGAAGCACACUUCUGUAACAAUAGAUGAAAAACACUUAUGGCACAACUGUUGACUGAUGGCUGGAAAGCUCCACAUCCACAUCCUCCUGCUCAGACUAAAGUGUCAGCUGUUCUUCUCUGGGGAUCAUGGGCGUGGCAGAUGGCCAUUCUCUGCAGUGUGAAAUUGAUAACACCUAUCACUUUUCAUCAUCAAAGCACAUUUGUUAAUGGAUCCAGUCAACUUGCCGUGUUUUUUUUAACACACCAGUUUUGUUUACAGUGUCACAUAUAGCCUGACACUUUGAUACAGCCAGGGAUUGUCUAGUAACCAAUUGCUUUUAUUUGGGGAUAAGAAGUUACUGGUCACCCAGUUUGCUGUACCAAUAUAUGCAUCUAGGUGAGCGGAGGUGUGCGACACAGGAACAGAUGUACCAACAAGGAAAGUGCCUUGAUGCUGGAUUGGAUGGCUAGUGAAUGUAAACUUUAAGUUAAAUUUUGCUAUGUACUUAAACUAAAUAUGGCUGAUUAAACUAGUGGUAAUUUGAAUGCCAGCUUUAAAGGGCUUGCGUACUCUGGCCAGAGGUUAAACUUGUAAAUUGCUGCAUAAGCUGUCUCUGUAUGGAAUGUGUUUUAAUACCUGUUCACUUUCUUUAUUCUUUUGCAAGCUGCAUGUGUAUUGUCAUAUAAAAUCUGCUUUCUACAAUUUA
This is a messenger RNA of Prinia subflava (tawny-flanked prinia), 8175 nucleotides long. RefSeq names its product interleukin 6 cytokine family signal transducer (gene IL6ST). Gene Ontology annotation, biological process: cytokine-mediated signaling pathway. NCBI's taxonomy places the organism in Eukaryota, Metazoa, Chordata, Aves, Passeriformes, Cisticolidae. Gene Ontology annotation, cellular component: membrane; external side of plasma membrane; signaling receptor complex. The coding region runs from base 208 to 2988 and encodes 926 amino acids. The record is from RefSeq and is a predicted model, not a curated record. The transcript has 17 exons. Gene Ontology annotation, molecular function: interleukin-6 binding; interleukin-6 receptor activity.